Molecule: messenger RNA, 3243 nt
Organism: Trichoderma breve
Lineage: Eukaryota; Fungi; Ascomycota; Sordariomycetes; Hypocreales; Hypocreaceae
Exons: 4
Coding region: 1-3243 (1080 amino acids)
Source: RefSeq, a predicted model, not a curated record
AUGGAACGACAGGACAAGCCAUCAUUCUGGAGCCGCAUUUCGAACGCGAACCAUGUUCAGCCCUCCAAUAAGUCGAGUGAAUCUCAGGCUACCGCAGUGAGUGGCGGCAAUAACGGCCAGUUGCGAAAGGGACGAUUCUCAUCACUCUUCUUGGGAAAAGAUAGAGGGGGGAGUGACAAGAGUCGCAAUCAUUCAAAUGAAUCCGUUAUCGAAGAGAAGAGAUCUGUCACAGGCAAGUUUGGCUCUUUGAAACUCUCCGAAGCCGACCGAGACCCUUGGAUUGAGGCGUACGAAAAGUUGCGAAACGACGAGAAAGAAGGAAAACUCGUCAAUGCGUACGAAAAGAUACUCACUAACCGUGCUACUGCAACCAUAUCGGGCACUCGAUAUGUCGAUGAUGUUCAGGCCGAUGCUCCCAACCAAUUCGAAGGCCUUGCUGAGGCCGACAGGGUCGAUAUGAUGAAGGCUACUCUAAGUCCGGUUUUGGAAAAGGCCAAGCAAGAGAAGACUUGGAAAAAUGUCGCCUUGUACGCCGAUACACUAAUUGCAAAUGUUGGUAAAGGGGUUGGAGACGCCCUGCAAGCCCAUCCACCAGCCGCCAUGGCCUGGUCAGGCAUCUGCCUCUUGCUCCCGAUCAUUGUUAAACCAAUUAAAGAAGAAGAAAAAAUGACUGAGGGGCUAGAAUAUGUAAUGAACCGCAUGGACUGGUAUAUCCCACUGACCAAAGUGGUCUUGCAGCGGGAGUGGCCAGACAACGUCGCACUUCAACAACACCGAAGCAGCCUCAGAGACAAUGUCGUCACCCUGUUCACAUCUCUCCUAAAAUUCGAGAUGGAAUGCGCCUGCCGGGCUUACAGCACACAUCCAGUCGUCCGCGUCCUUGGAGACAUUGUUAGCCUGAGCGGCUGGGAAGGUAAGCUAGAGGAUAUCAAAAAGUACGGGGAAGCAAUUGAAAAGGAUCUCCAGAGUUAUGGAAUAAACACAUUGGCGGAGUAUUCCUUGCAAACAGCGUCAAACACCAGGGAUAUCCUGGCUGAAGUCAAGAAAUUUAACGAAGCUGCCACUAGAGCUGAAAAAACGAGGGCUGCCGAGAGGAGAGAGGAUCUGGUAGGGCUCAUUUCGCGAUUUGGAGCCACCACGUACCGCGAUCAAAUGGAAUUCAACCCUCAAAGGCACCCAGGUACUUGUGAGUGGUUUUGUAGACACCCAAAGUAUAACUCGUGGCUGAAUUCCACCAAAAACGAAUUGCUUCUCGUCACGGCUGAACCAGGCUGCGGUAAGUCGGUAUUAGCCCGAUUCUUGGUCGAAACAGAGUUGCCGUCUCAGCGAGAAGAUGCCGUUAUUGGAUAUUUCUUCUUCAAAGAUAAUCCGGUGCAAAACAAUUUGAUAAACGCACUGAGCGCCAUUCUUCAUCAGCUCCUCAAUCUCUGCCCAGAUGUUCUCGAUACUCUAGGGACAAAUAUCAAGAAGUUGUCGCCUGAGUUGCUCAAAGACUGUGGCCAUUUAUGGGGGCUUAUCGAGGACGCUUGCGAGAACCUCUCAGAGAGAACUGUAUUUUGCGUUUUCGACGCAUUUGAUGAGUGUAAUAGCGACGGCCGUGAAAGACUGGUGCGUUUGCUCGCCUCUCAUCAGUUUAGCAAGAGGCGUAUACGAUUCUUAAUUACAAGCCGGGGCUAUCCAGCAAUUAUAGAAGGGGAAGAGAAGAGUGAGAAAGAUCAGUUGCAGAAUGAGAUUGACAUUGUUUUCCGCCACCGCGUUGAGAGUCUGAUUGAAGACAGAAGGCUAGGCCAAAAGGUAUCUAAGCUGCUGUAUGAACGACUUCACACGAAGGGAAAGGGGCAGCGGACAUAUCUUUGGGUUCGUCUCGUCUUCAAAUUCCUAGACAACAAUUAUCCACUGAAUCUGGAUGGGUGGAGAGACCUUUUGGAUCAGCUCCCCGAGGAUGUUCCUGGAGCUUACGAAAAACUGUUAUCCAAUGUCAGCAGUACCAAUCGCAGGCAUGUCGAGACACUCUUGCGUCUCAUCUAUGUCGCUAAGGAGCCUCUGAGUAUGAGUGCAGCAAACGUAGCUGUCAAUAUUCGCGGCAAAUACUUGCUAGACUCUUUGGAAGAUCUUGGUUUAUCAGAUGAAACAGCUUUUAAGGAAUGGGUCAUUAACACAUGCGGAUUUUUCAUUACCGAAUAUGAUGGCAAACUAUUCUUUAUACACCAAACGGCGAAAGAGUUCCUUUCGCCGACGAAAUCGUCAAGCACUGAACUUUUACCAAAGAACGCUGUUAAAUGGAGAGGGUCAAUAAACACCGAAGAAGAGGCUCAUUUUGUAAUGAGUGAAUGCUGCUUAGCCAACCUAUCGAUAUACAGGCAACGCCCAGAAACAACGGAACUUGAAGCGCUCAUUGAAGAUGCAUGGGAGCAUGAUCAAACAGUAUAUGACGAUGGUAUAAGGGAAUUCAGACGCCGAUUGAGCAUUUCCGACGAUUUCUUUGAAUACAGCUCAACAUAUUGGGCGAACCAUUUCCGAGCAGCAAAACUUCACCUCGUAGAGAUGUCCGCAGAUUGUGUGGAGAUUGGGGGUACUCAUCAAAUCGCAAAGCAAUCAUUAUUUCAAGCAUACCGAUUAAUAAUGACAUAUCCUACACGUUCCGCAUGGUUGUUGUCAUCUGAUAUGAUGGCAGAAAUUAAAUUCCUUAUGAAGCGACACCGUUCCGGACGUCUCCUAACGAAAGAAGGCUCUCUUUACAUUGAGGGAUCUAGCAAGAGUUCGAAUGACUUGGAUGUCUGGCCUUCAACAAGCCUCUUCUCUGUCCGAUGUUCACCAAUCGUUUUCGCCUGCCUUCUAGGCUUCCCUCUGUUCAUACAAGAAUGGCUUUCAGACAACGCCCAGAAAAAUGCAGCACAAGUUCUUGAACAAAAAUGCCGCGCGUACAGCAGUGAGGCUGAGACACAACUUGCCUUGGCGAACGCAAUUGUCUCAAAUUUUGGAACUAACCGAGAGAGAGAAUGCUGUAUCUCUGAAAUUUUAAGCUACGAGGCGAAAUUCGCACUCGAUAACUUCUCCAGGCUUGAGCGCCUUCUUAGGUUUGGGGAUGAGAUACUCGACGCGUUAUCUGGAUAUGUCGACGAAGUUGGAAUGAGAAUACUUGCUCGUGGCCAGUUGAAGAAGUUUAAGGCAAUGACAAGGCCUGAAGACAAGGUUGACGAGGAGUCUGUCAAGAGAAAGCCUAGAAGAGCGGAGACUACCUGA